AUGGAGGCCAGAGCUACAGAACUAUUAGGCACUUUGAAAAACCCAAACGUCUCGGUUGACGCCAAAAUCGCGGCGCUCACAAAUGUCAAAUCCGAUAUCAAGCAGAAAAAUGUUCCCGAACCAGCGGUCCUCCCCCUUUUCGAAUCUUUGCGCGUAGCAAUCUCCGCUCAGCACUCCUCUCUAUCAUCCGCGGGGUUUUCUACCCUCGCUCAUCUGCUAAAGCGACUUUACAUACAAGAAAAUCAUCACCUAGUGCUCUUUCACGCCCGCCAAUUAUACCCGAUAUGUUUAGAGCGCCUCGGAGACCACAAAGAGCGCCUUCGCGCUCAAGCUUCCCAGGCUUUCACCGAUCUAUGGAUUGCCGCUCCACAAGACGUGGAGGCGCAUGUUCUUGGGACUGCUCUAGUUGGCAAAAAUGCGCGAGCCAGGGAAAUGAGCAUGAUAUGGCUGGCUACUAUGACCAGGGAGCACAACAUCUUGUUCCGCUCACACGUGCCGUCACUUGUUGCCGCACUAGAGGACGCUGAUAGCGGCGUUCGAGAUACUGCAAAGACUACGAUCAUUGAAAUUUUCCAAAAUGCCCCAUCCCGAGCUAAAUCGGACCUGAAGCGGCAACUCUCCGAACAUGGUGUUCGAAAGUCCAUCGUUGCGGCAAUUAUCUCGAACCUAGGUCUUUCCGACCACGAUGUAUUAGCAAGCAGCCGCUCGGAGACACGUCGUCCUGCAAGUAGUCUUGCGGUUUCCCGUCACCGUGACGACCCGCCUCGACCGACUUCUGUCCUAUCUCAACGUCCACAGAGCCGGGCUGCCAUUGCACGAGAAGACCCUGAACAUACGCUUCGACCAGCCCUGAAAGUUGACCUUCAUUCGGGAUUAUCCCACAGUAUCAGUACUGACUCACUAGCUGGUUCGGCCGCUGCUGCUUUGGAAGGCGAAUAUAUUGAGCCCAUUUUCGUGGACUCAAACCGUGAUAUAGAUGAUAUGAUACGAAAUAUGCUGCCGCACUUUGAGGGUAGAGAAACAGAGCACAAUUGGGUACCUCGUGAAAAGUCGAUAGAGACCCUUCGAAAGCUCGUGCGCGGCAAUGCUCCGCAAGCAUACUCUCAACAUUUCCUCGCUGGCAUCAAAAGCCUUCUUGAUGGAAUUUUGAAAGUAGUCAACUCUCUGCGAACAACUCUAUCUACUGCAGGCUGCCUUCUUCUACAAGAGAUUGCAAAAAUAUGCGGACCAGCGAUCGAUAAUAUGGUCGAGCUCUUAAUGCAGAAUAUGAUUAAGGUAUGUGCUGGAAUGAAGAAAAUCAGUGCACAGAACGGCAAUGCCACCGUCGAUGCCAUCAUCCAGAACGUGACAUAUGUUCCUCGCAUCCUUCAGCAUCUGUCUUUUGCUUGCCAAGACAAAAAUGUCCAGCCCCGUCUGUUCGCUGCAGGUUGGCUAAAGACCCUGCUUAAAAAGCAGGCCCGCCACAAGAGCUCCAUAGAGCAUGGUGGUGGUCUUGAUCUCGUGGAAAAAUGUAUCAAGAAAUGUCUCGGUGACCCAAAUCCAGGAGUUCGAGAGAGCAUGCGUGGUACUUUCUGGACUUUUAACCAGAUCUGGCCGGAUCGAGGCGAAGAGAUCAUGUCAUCGCUGGACGCCAAAUCAAAGGCAUUGCUAGAGAAAGAUCCCCACAACCCCAAUGCUGCACCUGCGCCUGAAGGUCGCUCUCGUCAGACCUUUUCAAGUAGUGUUUCGGCAUCAACUCAGCGGCCCAGUCUCAAAGAAACGAUUGCAGCACAGAAGAGAGCCGCUGCAGCAAAGAAUAUCCCGGCCCAGAAUAUUCCACCCCGACCUGAAUCAGCGCAAUCCACAUUUGCCGACACGAAACCCACACGUCCUGUCUCCCGCACUCCGGCAGCAACCAAGUCUACGAGCAGUGUACGGACUGUUCCAACUGGUGCUCAUCUCUCUUCCCUAUCAUCUGCUCCUAUGCGGCCUGCGGUAAAGCCGCGACGACCUGAGUUAGCACGACCAGCCACAGCGGAUCCAUAUUCUGACCGACGGCCAGGGAGUGCAGCUUCUCAUGUGAAACCACUGAGCCCAGAGGUUAGUCCGGCGAAAGUGAGACCGAAAUCGGUUGCUACACCUAGUGCCAAAUCACCGGCACGACCCAAGUCAAGAGCUGGCGCGGCUCCAGCAAGCAGUACUACGAGGAGUAAACCAAAAAGACUGGAUAUUUCCAGCUUGAAGAAUGGCGAGUUUCGCGCUCCGGCUGGGUCUCGCAGUGACUCCGAUGAUAUCACCAAGGCUCUUCCUACGAUAGAGAAUGAGCUAGUAGAGCCAUCACCACAUUACGAAGAACCUCGUCCGAUUCAGCACACAAAUGUGAUUGCAUUGGAUGACCAUGACGCCAUGCCUACCACACCUACCACGCCUGCCAUGCCUGCCACGCAUACACAGGACGAUGCGAUGUCGCUUGAAGAGUCUCCAGUCAUUGAUCACGAAAAAUCUAUCCUCGUCAACGCAAUCACAUCUCCAUCCCGGCUUUCAGUAACACAUUCACGAACAAAUAGUGUUGAGACAAAUGGCACGUCUUCCUCGGUCUUGGUCUCUCCUCGCGCACGCCAUUCACGUCAUGGCAGUGACGACAGACCGAGUCAUAUACCAAGCCCUAUUGCUUCUCGGUCAUUAGUAUUCGAAGAGCCACGACCUGUUGGUCUGACAGUCUAUGAAGACCCAGAGACGAAUGCUAGCGCUGAAACGACUCAGUCCGAUAUUAUUGCGCAGAGUCCAGAAGUCCCUAAAAAGCCGGUCUUGGAAGAGAUUCCUGUCAACGAGCCCAGCGCACCCACACCACGCGUAGCAAAACAGCAGGCAGUGCCUGCCAGUUCAAUGAAUGUAAAUGUCGCAUCACCAAGUUCAUUGGAUAAUAGUCAAAGAAUUUUGGGAAAGGUUGGAGCAGAGAGACGUCGAAGCCUCAGUCCUAGAUCAAAGGACCCUACGAAAGCCAAAGAAAUGAUGGAUAAAGGUAUCACUCGCAUUAAAGCAAAGGCUUUGGACGUACAUGGAUACCGCAAACUGCAAGGCCUUAUCAAAUACCACGACUCGGUAUUUGUGGAUGAGUCAAAGUAUGAUGAGAUGCUGUUAGGACUUCUAGAUGCAUUGGAAGCUCCUACUGAUGACAAACGAACAUCGGUGCCUCGGUCGAUGGAUCUCAAGAUACAAAUCUUGGUUACUAUUCGACUCAUAUUUGCGUACAACAGAGCCUGGUUUGCCGUUCAUUAUCCUCGGGUGAUGACUGCACUCCUUAAUACACGCAAAAACUACGAACUUACCCAUCACAUUGUGAGUGGUCUUGAAGAGACGGCGGAAGAUAUCAUUGCUUCCUGUGAAGCCGUGGAUGUGAUAUUUGCUGUUCUUGAUUUGAUCGAGACAGAAAAACAUGACGAUGAAGGCAAUCGUGCCAUCACGAUGGGUAUCUAUAUUCUUUCAGGUCUACUCAAGCGUCUCAACAAAGACCACAGGACGUUGAACGAGGGUGAGAUUGAACGAUUAGGACGGUUUGCCAACGCCAGCCUUGCGCAGUCGCAACCCGAUAUAAGACGAGCUAUUACCGAAUUUAGCGUGGAAUUACAUGACAUGGUGCAGAAUGAGGAGGUGUUCUGGCGCAUGAUCAAUCCUGCUGGGAAUGAUCAGCGCAACUUGUUGACCUACUUUAUUGCAAAGAAGUCGUCCCAAGUUGUUCGAGCAUGA
Talaromyces marneffei is the source of this 3726-nucleotide messenger RNA. RefSeq lists its product as uncharacterized. NCBI's taxonomy places the organism in Eukaryota, Fungi, Ascomycota, Eurotiomycetes, Eurotiales, Trichocomaceae. Gene Ontology annotation, molecular function: microtubule binding. The transcript has 5 exons. Gene Ontology annotation, biological process: astral microtubule depolymerization; mitotic spindle assembly. The record is from RefSeq and is a predicted model, not a curated record. The coding region runs from base 1 to 3726 and encodes 1241 amino acids. Gene Ontology annotation, cellular component: mitotic spindle; mitotic spindle midzone; cytoplasmic microtubule.